This is a messenger RNA of Impatiens glandulifera, 1014 nucleotides long. RefSeq lists its product as uncharacterized. The record is from RefSeq and is a predicted model, not a curated record. The coding region runs from base 343 to 909 and encodes 188 amino acids. Lineage: Eukaryota; Viridiplantae; Streptophyta; Magnoliopsida; Ericales; Balsaminaceae. The transcript has 3 exons.
CUGUUGUCUUUCUCAGAAGCCUGUAGGACUCGGCGAAAGAGUGAAUCGCAUGAGCGAAGCCAGAUACCGAUCACCAUGAUAGUGUGGCCAACAGAUCACAACAUUUCCAAUUACUUGAGAAACUGUCGUUUUCUCUUUCAACAGUAUCAAACAAAGCGGGAGAUUGAUCAUUCAACUAUCGUUCAAUUCUUACUCCACUCCUGAUCUGCAAAUCAAUACAUGCUUCAUGAAUCAGGUUGAUACCCUGUAAUUUGUGCUUUGUCAGUGGAAAUAUAGCAUUUAAGAACAAGAGGAAGGAUCGUUAUCUUGUAAAUCUUGAAUGAACUCUGAUGUUUACUCUCAAUGGGAGACUCAUACAGAAAUUUUACUUUAAGGAGCACUAAGAUGCCAAAAAGAUGUCUGGGGUCAUCCGCCACUGCUUCUUCUACUGCAACAUCUAUGCCUAUCACAUUGAAACCUAAAUAUAGGAGAGCAUCGCCUGUUGGUAAUGCAGCAUUAUUUGUGGUCAAGGUAGUUGCACUAGAGGCAGUGCGUAGAUUCUCGAGGGCUAGAUGUCCUUUCUUGUGGUGUGGUAUCCAGGCUUUGCAGGUUCUUUGUGUUCCACCUGUCAAAUGGAUACAAAAAUGGGCUCCUUUAAAGUGUCUGAUCAAUGGGGUGCAGACAUUAUCCAGGCCACUGUUAGUGCUUUCCAUUGCUACUGCAUUCUUUGAUCAUUCUGAGAGUCAAAAUAUUGAUUCAGAUGCUAGAGAUGGUUCACACGUGACUGAUCAGCAGGCUUCUUCAGAAUUGCAGGCAGAAUCACAGAGUCUACAAGAUACUCCAACUGCAAGGUAUGUAAAAUGGACUUUAAAAUGUGAAAUAGUUACUGAUGGAGACUUGUUCUGGAGAAAGAGUUCAGAAUGUCAUUGACAAUUUCAAGCAUCUGAGACUGCUUUAUUUUAUUUUUUAUUUGGAAAAAAAGAUCAAUAUCCCUUGAACUUGCAGCUAGAGUUCAACUAAUCCCUCUAGACUUUU